Molecule: messenger RNA, 890 nt
Organism: Aricia agestis (brown argus)
Lineage: Eukaryota; Metazoa; Arthropoda; Insecta; Lepidoptera; Lycaenidae
Gene: shrb
Product: charged multivesicular body protein 4c
Exons: 5
Coding region: 156-827 (223 amino acids)
Biological process (GO): vesicle budding from membrane; late endosome to vacuole transport via multivesicular body sorting pathway
Cellular component (GO): multivesicular body; ESCRT III complex; cytoplasmic side of plasma membrane
Source: RefSeq, a predicted model, not a curated record
AAAUUUCAAUCUUAAUUGUAAAUGUAUGACGCAUACAGUGAGCAAAAAAUAUUCCAAGAUUCGUAAUCUCAAUAAAAGUUAAACAAACUAGAAUAAAUGCGCAUCAGAAUCUACAAAAUAUAAUAUAAAUAAACACCGACUAAGUAAGGUUCACCAUGAGCUUCUUGGGGAAGUUAUUUGGCGGUAAGAAGGAGGAAAAAGGUCCUACCACACACGAAGCAAUACAGAAAUUACGUGAGACUGAGGAACUCCUCGUGAAGAAACAAGAGUUUUUGGAAAGGAAAAUCGAGGUUGAAUUACAAAAUGCCAGGAAAAACGCGUCAAAAAAUAAAAGAGCCGCUAUUGCUGCACUCAAACGCAAGAAGCGCUAUGAGAAGCAGCUGACUCAGAUUGAUGGCACACUAACACAGAUUGAGGCUCAGAGAGAAGCACUGGAGGGUGCGAACACUAAUACCCAAGUACUGAACACUAUGAAGGAUGCUGCCAUUGCUAUGAAACUGGCUCACAAGGAUAUUGAUGUGGACAAGGUGCACGAUAUAAUGGACGAUAUCGCUGAGCAACACGACAUCUCUCGUGAGAUCACGGAUGCUAUCAGCAACAAUGUCGCCUUCCCCAAUGAUAUUGAUGAGGAUGAACUGGAGAGAGAAUUAGAGGAGCUUGAACAGGAGGAUCUUGAUAAGGAGAUGAUCGGCAUCAGCGUGCCAGCAGACAGCCUGCCCGACGUGCCCUCCGCCGAGCCUGUCGCUUCAGCCAAAGAGAAACCCGGCAAGAGUACAAUGAGCGAUGAGGACAAGGAGCUCGCUAUGCUGCAGUCCUGGGCAACAUAGAACCUCACCGCUUCGCCUUAAACAAGUGAUAUUUUUCACCUCUACAAUAAAUAUUUAAUCUUA